GGCUCAGCGGGUAAAGAUGGCUCCCUUUCCGGACGAGGUGGAUGUGUUUACUGGCCCGCACUGGCGGAUGAAGCAGCUGGUGGGCCUCUACUGCGAGAAGCUUUCCAAAACCAACUUCUCCAACCACAGCGACUUCCGCUCGUUCCUCCAGUCGCUUUGCGCCACCUUCAAGGAGUUCAAGAUGCACGAGCGCAUCGAGAACGAGUGCAUCAUCGGGCUGCUGCAGCAGCGCUGCUGCACGGUGUACAACGUGCACUCGGACAACAAGCUGUCGGAGAUGCUGUCCCUCUUCGAAAAGGGGCUGCACAACGUCAAGAGCGAAUACGAGCAGCUGAACUACGCCCGGCAGCUGAAGGAGCGCCUGGAAGCCUUCACCCAGGACUUCCUGCCCCACAUGAAGGAGGAGGAGGAGGUGUUCCAGCCCAUGCUGAUGCAGUACUUCUCCUACGAGGAGCUGAAGGACAUCAAGAAGCAGGUGGUGGCGCAGCACAGCAGCCAGCAGCACCGCGCCGCCGCGCAGCUGCUCAAAGGCCUCAGCCUGUGGAGCCAAGCGGAGGAGCUGCACAAGGCCCUCAAGUACGCCGACCACGAGAAGACGCACGACGACCCGGAGCAGCUCUCGGAUUCCUCGGCUCACAUCUCUGAUCUGCCGACGGAGCUCCUGCUGCGGCUGCUCCGCUACCUGGGCCCGGAGGACCUGUGCCGCUGCAGCCAGGUGUGCAGCUCCUGGCUGGACCUGACCCGGACCGGCUCCCUGUGGAGGCACCUGUACCCCGUCCGCUGGGCCAGAGGCGACUACUACAGCGGGCCCCCAGGGGACCGGGACCAGGAGCCGGGCGAGGAGUGGGUCCGGAGCCGGCAGAACGAGGGCCGGGCCUACCAGGAGUGGGACGAGGACGCCGACGUGGACGAGUCGGACGAGUCGGGCGGCGCCCGCGGCUCGCCGGCCAUCGACACCGCCCAGCGGGAGAAGAGGCUCCUGAACGGGCUGCUCCAGAACCUGCUGCCGGCCGUGGGCCCGGCCGUCAGGUCCAUGGUUCUGGCCUACAGCUCCACGGUGUCCAGUAAAAUGGUGACGCGGCGCCGCCUCGCUUCUUUUGGACUGAGGAGGAGACCGGGCCUGACCUGUUGUUGUUGUUGUUUUCAGGUGCGCCAAAUCCUCAGUUUCUGCCCCAACAUCAGACACCUGGACCUGACCCAGACGGACGUGACGGAUUGUGCAUUCGACAGCUGGGCGGCGCUGGGCGGCUGCCUCUCCCUGGAGCAUCUGGACCUGUCGGGCUGCGAGAAGCUGACGGACCACAGCGCCAUGAAGCUGUCUGUCGGCCUCGGCGACCUCGCGUCCUCCGGCGGCGCCGACCGGCGCUCGGCCCAACGGGCCAAGCUGCUCCAGAGCUCCCCGGUCCCCAUCGCGCUCACGGAGGCCCGGAAGAACCCGGCGGCGGGGCGACAGCGCCGGGCGCUCGUCUUCAAGCCUCCGGGGGCCCCGACGCGGGUCUGGGUCCUGGACCUCGCCGACAUCGAGGACGCGGCGGACUGGAGCCGCGGCGGCGCCGAGAGCUUCGCGGAGACGCAGCCGGCGGGCGGCGCCUGCUGCUGCAGGAGGCCCGGCGGCGAGCAGCGGACCGGCGCCGGCUUCUUGCAGUACGCCGGCGUGGCGGCAGAGUCACUGUGCGGACACUCCGCCUGCUGCGCAGCCGACGUGGCCCUCAGGACUUUCGCCGGGCCGCCGGGCGACUCGGGCGCCACGGGGCUUCGGACUGAGCGCUCCUCUUUUGAGGGCCGGCGCUGCCCGGAGCGCGAGGACCGGGCGGCGCCGACGACCACGGCCACGCGCUCGCUGAGGUUCCUCAGUCUCUCCGGAUGCUACCAAGUCACAGACCUGGGCCUGAGGGCUCUGUCUCAGCGCGGAGGUCUUCCUCACCUGGAGCACCUCAACCUGUCCGGCUGCCUCUUCAUCACCGCCGUGGGCCUGAGGGAGCUGGUGUCUGUCUGCCCUGCGCUCAAUGACGAGCACUUCUACUACUGCGACAACAUCAGCGGUCCUCACGCGGACACGGCCAGCGGCUGCCAGAACCUGCAGUGUGGGUUCAGGGCCUGUUGUCGCUCUGGAGAGUGACCCACCCAGCACCGCUCCAUCAAGGAAAAUAUUAUAUAUAUAAAAAUACAUUUAUAUAUAAUGUAUAUAUACAUAUAUAAAUACAUUUAUAUAUAAUGUGUAUAUAUAUAUAAUGUAUACAUUUAUAUAAUGUAUACAUUAUUAUUAAUAUAUAUAAUGUAUAUUUAUGUGUAUAUAUAUACACAAAUGUAUUUACAUAUAUAUUAAUAUGUAUGUUUAUAUAUAUAUAUAAAUGUGUGUAUAUAUAUAACUUCGUUUUAUUGCACUUUAUCCUGGGAAUACCGGUUUCUGUUUUGUGUCACAUAAAAGAAAAUUCUGAAUGAAACUGUAA
This is a messenger RNA of Pseudoliparis swirei, 2450 nucleotides long. It is a transcript of the gene fbxl5, whose product is annotated as F-box and leucine-rich repeat protein 5. The transcript has 10 exons. Bases 17 to 2119 code for a protein of 700 amino acids. Gene Ontology annotation, biological process: intracellular iron ion homeostasis; SCF-dependent proteasomal ubiquitin-dependent protein catabolic process. Lineage: Eukaryota; Metazoa; Chordata; Actinopteri; Perciformes; Liparidae. Gene Ontology annotation, molecular function: protein binding. Gene Ontology annotation, cellular component: SCF ubiquitin ligase complex. The record is from RefSeq and is a predicted model, not a curated record.